Moneuplotes crassus is the source of this 3642-nucleotide messenger RNA. NCBI's taxonomy places the organism in Eukaryota, Ciliophora, Spirotrichea, Euplotida, Euplotidae. The record is from the annotation of a GenBank genome assembly.
AUGGAUAGGCUCAAAGGAAUCUGAGUUGACAGGAAAGUUGAACUUGGCAUGAAGAACGCCGUUGAUAAAAUCGCUAGAUCAGAGGAAUUUUAUAAGAAAAGAGUUGAGAUUAAAGAAGCUAAUAAGAAGAACAAGAUUCUCAAGUAUUUACGCCAGAAAACUAUUGAGAAGGAAAAUGACCAAAGGAAAAAGAAAGCAACAAAUGAAGUUUCUGGGGAUGACUCCAAGCAUAUAUCAGGGAUCGAUAAUGCUAACAUUGAGACUCUAGAGGAUAAUGAGCGUAGAGACCAGAACGUUCAUAACUCUCUUUAUCAGGAACGUCGGAAAUUUAGGUAUUAUUACAAUGUCCUCAGUAUUUUUGUACAAGGGUUGAUCAGCCUCUUUGCUAUUUUCGUGUUCUUUUACUCACUUUAUGUCAAGGAGGACUCAAGCCCGAUAUCUCAGAAGGACAACUUAUACAUUAUGGAGGUGAUCAUAUCAUUCCUGAUUCUUGGUGACCUUUUAAACUCAUUAAUUUUGAAAAAGGAGAAAUGGAAGUUCUUUAAGAGUAUCAUUAACUGGACGGAUUUUGGAACAUCAGUUCCUAUUAUAAUAACCUUCAUGAUCAAUAGGGAGUCUACUUAUUACAGUAAUUUGUUCUAUAACUUUUGGCAAGUGUGGCGCAAUCUCAGGUUUUUCAGAAUUUACAAAAUUGUCCAGAAAAUUGGAAAUAUUAAUGAUUUUAAAUAUUUAGCGAGUAUUUCCUUGGCAAAUGACAAGGAGAUCAAGUUCAGAUUUGCUAAUAUUAUCUUCCAUAUUUUGUCAUUUGUUAUCUUGUCUGCCAGCCUGAUGAUGACAUUUCAAGAGCUGGCGAUAGAGGUAUUCGAAAUAGGGAUCACCUACGAAACAGACUUUACCUUUGAUGCAGCCUUGUAUUAUGUUAUCAUCACUAUUACAACAGUUGGGUAUGGAGAUAUGUCUCCUAAGACAUCAUUCGCUAGGAUUAUUAUUUGCUUUUUCUUUAUUAUAGCGAUUAUUUUCAUAACCAAGCAGACCUCUGAGUUAUCAGACCUGCUGAAUCAGAACAACCUGGCUUAUAGGAUGGCAGUCAAGGGUAAAGGAGUCAAGCAUGUGAUUUUGACAAGCUCCUCGCUGAACUUGCUGAAGCUGUUUAGGUUUGUCAGAGAGUUCUUUCACAAGGACCAUGAUAUCCAGGAGAGUAUCAAAGCAGUUAUUAUAUGCAAUACAGCUCCCAAUUAUGACAUGAUCCAGGCUCUUUCUGACUUUGAAGAUAAUAUUCAUUUUAUAGUUGGCUCUAUCUUUGAAAAGGACACUUUGGUUAAAGCCGAUGUUGCUCAUGCCAAGGCUGCCUUUAUUAUAUCGAACCAGUAUGAUGAUUCAAGCAUGAAAUGAGAUACAUACGCACUUAUGGCUACUAAAGUUCUGAGGCUCCAUAACCGGAAUCUUAAGAUUAACGUUCAGCUAGUGAAGAAGGACAACCUGAUCCAUUCUUGGUGCAAUUGGGACAAUGUUUACUCCUUGGAUGAGUUUAAGAUGGGGAUUCUGGCUGCUAAUGCAUUCAAUCCAGGUUUUUGCCCAUUUGUGCUAAAUCUUCUGUCAAGUUUUGGGAAGCUCCAGAAUGCAUCCAAGAACAUGUUGUGGCUGACUGAGUAUGCCCACGGGCUUGAAUAUGAGAUUUAUUGCAUCAAAAUCCCCAAUAGCUACCUGACUUGACCAUUCGCUUUCUUGGUAAGAAUGGGGUACUUCGGGAAUGGAUCUCUAAUAAUCGGCAUCAGGAGACGUAAACCUGGUUGCAAGUUUGAACUUUAUGAUAUCAUGAUAAAUCCUAUAAAUUAUGAGAUCAGGAACGAUGACGAGGCUAUUAUCAUUGCUACAGACUUCAACCAUGCUCAAAGAUUCGAGGAUAAGAGCAAUAAGACAGAGACACAGAUUGAAGAGAUCAAGCUUAGAAAUGGCCUUGAAUUUAUACGGAAUUACGACUACGAUGUUAAAUCACGCAGAAAUCGGGACAACUCAAACUUUAGAGAUAACAGUAAUUGUAUUGAGAGUGAGAAAAUUAUUGAAAAAUUUUCAGAUUUCCUGGAAGAAACUACAAUGAUGAGAGACCACAUCAUCGUGUUUGGGCCACUGGAGUCAUUCUCUUCACUGGUUGAAUGACUCCGGCACUUUACUUAUAAUUAUAUAUGCUAUGUGAGCGAUAUUCCUAAGCCUGAGAAAUGGAGCCAUAUAGAAUCAAAAUACCAGAAUGUUAAGUACAUCGAAUGUGUGUACUCAGAUAAAAAUGAAUUGCAAAGAACAGGAAUCGAGCAUGCGAGACAUGUCAUUCUUCUCUCAUGGAUGCUUGAGAAGUCAAAUCAUCCAGAUUCAGGAAUAUUACAGAUCAUUCAAAUGAUUGAGCAGUAUUACCCUAAUGUUCCGUACACAAUAGAGCUUGAAGAUGAGAAUAAUUUGAAGUAUAUGUCUAAGGCCUCUGAGGCUAAUAAGCUGCCACUGAAUUGUAACAGUAAAUACGCUGCUGGGAAAGUGCUGUAUAGCUCAACAUUAGAUUCAAUCAUUGCUCAAUCCUACUAUAAUGACACACUGCUUGAGGUACUGGAUAAGCUAAUCUUUGGAGACAGUGAUACUAAUGAGACUAAGAUAGAGGAAAAUUCACGGCUGAACAUGAUCAGGAUCACUGAAGAAAUUGGAGGAAUGGCCACUUACGAGAACUUCUUCUACACUUGUACCCAGAUGUCUCAGGAUUCGAAGAACAACAACAAGCCUGUGAUUCCUAUUGCCAUCUAUCGGGCUCCAAAUAAGAGCAUUUUGGGGAAUGAAGCACCGUACAUGAUCACUAAUCCUGAGAAAGGCACCCUACUGCUGACAGGGGACAUCGUCUUCGUACUGGGAGAUGUGGAACACAACAUAGAGAAACGGAACGAAGAGCUUCGUAAAGGAGUCCUUAAAGGAGACCUUAGCAUCGGUGAAGGCAUAAAAUACCAAACUAUGGAGCUGACGAAAGAGAAACUCGAACAACUUGACGAUGACAAGAUCCUUAAAAUCGUCCAACAAGAGCUUGCUGGAACUGAGAAAGAGAGAAAAAGAGCCAAAUACAAGGCGAAAAAAGAGCAAGCCAAACAGCAAAGAAGCCCUAAAGAUUUAGAGAUUGUUUCUGAAGAAGACAAGGAGAAGUUUCAUGAGACCCAAAAAGAGAUACAUAAGAAAGCGUCAAGCUACAAGCGUCCUAAGGAAGAAAGAAAGGAGACUCCUCGCUCAGUCUCCUCUUCGGAGAGAAGCUUUAAAGAUCAGCAAUACUCUGGCGAUGAAAGUAGCCAGACUGAUGGCAAAAAGCUUGACAAGUUCGAGGCAGAUCCUGAAGAGACCAAGGUAGCAAAGAAUAAUGCUGAAGUGAGUUCUGCUGCUCCCAGCACUGUGAAACAAAAUUAUCAUAUGACUAAAGCUGUGAAAGAGUGCGAACAAGAGCCUAAAAUAGUGGCAAAGGAAGCUUCUCCUGAAAGACAUGUUGAGCCUUCAGUGAGUAUUCAUGAUGAGAAUGGUGCCUCGCAAGCUCAGGAACAAGCUAAAAGAGAUGGUGAAUUUUCAAGGGAAGAGGAGUCUGAUGAAGACGACUUCAUUAUCAAGCCAAGUAGGAAAGUGUUUUAA